AGAUCUGAGGGCCUUGAGUUUACCUUCACAUACUUUUAUGAUGUGACAGAUGACUAAUCUAAUCUGUCUAAUGUUCCCUCCAAAUCUUCGUCUUGUUCAUACCAGUAAAAAGAGACUAAAACAACAUUUUUCAAACUCAUCCCUCCUCCCUCACUCCUUCCCUUCCUCCCUCCUUCCUUCCUUCUACCUAUCUAUCUGUCUAGCUACUCCCCCCUCUGUCGUCUAAUGCCUGAAUAAGCACCGUCAGACACAUUAGGUGAGCCUGUCUGCAGGUAUAAAGAGCUUCUGGCAGCGGGUGGGACAGAGCAGCAGAGUGUUGGUGGAGACACGUUACCUGUCCCUGAACACAGCAAAGAAACUACAACGUCAGUCUAGAGCCUCCCUGACAGAUAAACGAUAAAGUAUCCUGCACCAAAACUGACUUCUUGUAUCAUCUGAAGCAACAUGAGAGAGUGCAUCUCUAUUCAUGUGGGUCAGGCAGGUGUCCAGACAGGAAAUGCCUGCUGGGAGCUCUUCUGUCUCGAGCAUGGCGUCGGGCCUGACGGUGUCUUCCUGGACACUCCAGCAGAACCCAACUCUCGUGACGACCCGUUCAACACUUUCUUCAACACUGGGAGCUCUGGACGUCACGUUCCAAGAGCAAUAUAUGUGGACCUGGAGCCCACAGUGGUCGAUGAAGUAAGGGUUGGAAAGUAUAAAGAGCUUUUCCACCCUGAGCAACUGAUCUCUGGAAAGGAGGAUGCAGCCAACAACUACGCUCGUGGUCAUUACACCAUUGGGAAAGAUAUCAUUGAUGGAGUGAUGGAGCGUGUGCGUAAAAUGACAGACCAGUGCACAGGCCUGCAGGGGUUCCUAGUCUUUCACAGCUUUGGAGGUGGAACCGGCUCUGGCUUCACCUCUCUGCUGAUGGAGCGUCUAUCUGUCGACUACGGCAAGAAGUCCAAGCUGGAGUUCGCCGUCUACCCGGCUCCCCAUGUGUCAACUGCUGUGGUGGAGCCCUACAACGCCAUUCUGACCACCCACACCACCUUAGAGCACUCUGACUGUGCCUUCAUGGUGGACAACGAGGCCAUCUACGACAUAUGUCAACGCAACAUGGACAUUGAAAGUCCAGGUUACACCAACCUCAACAGAUUGAUUGGUCAGAUCGUGUCCUCGAUCACAGCCUCCCUCCGUUUCGAUGGCGCCCUCAAUGUCGAUCUGAUGGAGUUCCAGACCAACUUGGUCCCAUUUCCACGUAUCCACUUCCCACUGGUUACCUACUCGCCCAUCAUCUCUGCUGAGAAGGCGUACCACGAGCAGCUGACUGUGGCCGAGAUCACGAGUGCUUGCUUCGAGCCGACCAAUCAAAUGGUCAAGUGCGACCCUCGUCAUGGCAAAUACAUGGCGUGCUGCAUGCUGUACCGAGGUGAUGUCGUCCCUAAGGAUGUGAACGCAGCCAUUGCAAACAUAAAGACUAGACGCUCCAUUCAGUUUGUCGACUGGUGCCCCACUGGCUUCAAGGUUGGCAUCAACUACCAACCUCCAACUGCAGUUCCCGGUGGUGACCUGGCAAAAGUCCAGAGAGCCGUGUGCAUGCUGAGCAACACCACCGCCAUCGCUGAGGCCUGGUCUCGCCUCGACCACAAGUUUGACCUCAUGUAUGCGAAGCGUGCGUUCGUGCACUGGUACGUGGGUGAGGGCAUGGAGGAGGGAGAGUUUGCAGAGGCCAGAGAGGACCUGGCCUCCCUUGAAAAGGAUUAUGAAGAGCUGGGUCGAAUGAAUCCCGAUUCUGAAAAUGACGACGAAGAGUAUUGAACCUGACGGCUGCACAGCGAUGAUUUCAUAUCUGUACUGCAUAUCUUUGAAGCUAGACUAAACCUAACUGAUCUUUUUCUCUGUCGUGUAUCAGCUUCAGAUUGAGAAGAUCAACUACUCUAAUUUGUAUUUGAAUUGUGCUGUGAAAUAAAGUUUGUCUUGACAGAA
This is a messenger RNA of Larimichthys crocea (large yellow croaker), 1965 nucleotides long. It is a transcript of the gene tuba5, whose product is annotated as tubulin alpha 5. The transcript is spliced from 5 exons. Lineage: Eukaryota; Metazoa; Chordata; Actinopteri; Sciaenidae. Gene Ontology annotation, cellular component: microtubule. The coding region runs from base 445 to 1797 and encodes 450 amino acids. The record is from RefSeq and is a predicted model, not a curated record. Gene Ontology annotation, biological process: microtubule-based process. Gene Ontology annotation, molecular function: GTP binding; structural constituent of cytoskeleton.